Messenger RNA from Brugia pahangi, 1257 nucleotides. NCBI's taxonomy places the organism in Eukaryota, Metazoa, Nematoda, Chromadorea, Rhabditida, Onchocercidae. The record is from the annotation of a GenBank genome assembly.
AUGAAGCAGCUGAGAUAUCACUGUCAACCUAUUCGCUCCUUUAUGGCAAAAUUAUCACUCUCGAAUUGUUUACUUUUAGUUCUACUAGUAUUGGUAGUAGUACUUACUGAUCGGAUUAAUGCUAUUCCAAUUGAUAAUGGUGUUGAAGGUGAACCUGAAAUUGAAUGUGGUCCAACAUCAGUUACUGUUAAUUUCAAUACAAGGAAUUCAUUUGAAGGACACGUUUACGUGAAAGGUUUAUAUGAUGAGCAAGACUGUCGAUCAGAUGCAGGUGGUCGUCAGGUAGCAGGAAUUGAACUUUUAUUUGAUACAUGUAAUGUGGUACGGACAAGAUCGUUAAAUCCACGUGGUAUCUUUGUGACAACCACUGUUGUCAUCUCAUUUCAUCCAUUAUUUAUUACUAAAAUUGAUCGUGCUUAUCGCAUUCAAUGCUUUUAUAUGGAAGCUGAUAAAACAGUGAGCACUCAAAUUGAAGUUUCUGAAAUGACAACUGCUUUCCAGACUCAAGUGGUACCAAUGCCAAUUUGUCGUUAUGAGCUACUUGAUGGUGGUCCAACAGGACAACCAAUUCAAUUUGCUAUCAUUGGUCAACCAAUUUAUCAUAAAUGGACCUGUGAAUCAGAAACUGUUGAUACAUUUUGCGCAAUUGUCCACUCAUGCUUUGUUGAUGAUGGUAAUGGUGAUACGGUGCAAAUUUUAAAUGAAGAAGGCUGUGCUUUAGAUAAAUAUUUGCUGAAUAACUUAGAAUAUCCCACUGAUCUAAUGGCUGGUCAAGAAGCACAUGUAUAUAAGUAUGCUGAUCGAUCGCAACUUUUCUAUCAAUGUCAAAUCACAAUUACAAUCAAAGAGCCAAAUACUGAUUGUGAACGACCGAGAUGUUCCGAACCGGAAGGAUUUGGUGCAGUUCAGCAGAGUAGUAGAACAAAUCGUGCAACGGUGGUAUCAUUGGUGACACCUGCGUCACAUAUGAGAUUAUUGAAGAAGAGAGCUGCUGAUUACGAUAGUACAGUAGAUGUCAGGACUGAUAUCAGUACAUUGGACAUUAUUGAUGAGAAUACAAUACUACCAGAGGAUUUGCGUUAUCGGACACGAUUAGAUGUGCAUGGAAAUGUUAUGACUGAUAAGGGUGAUCGUAUUGCUGUAUGCUUAUCACCUGUGAUAUUUUGUUUACUUAUUUCAAUUAGUGCGCUAAUGAUGGCUACAUUCAUCGUAUACAUUUCAUAUUUUCGUAAACAAAAAUUAUGGACAUUUUUCUAG